Molecule: messenger RNA, 2713 nt
Organism: Drosophila santomea
Lineage: Eukaryota; Metazoa; Arthropoda; Insecta; Diptera; Drosophilidae
Product: tetratricopeptide repeat protein 27
Exons: 4
Coding region: 245-2641 (798 amino acids)
Molecular function (GO): protein binding
Source: RefSeq, a predicted model, not a curated record
CUGCCAUCACUAAUAAACAAUCCGCACGGUUUAAAAACAUUCUAGAAACACGCUUUAAAUGACUGUUUAACAGCUGAAUUAAGGUUGUAUUCAUUCCUGAAAAACUGCUGAAGUACGAACCAAGUAUAGUUUCUCUUAUAAAGUUUCAACUUUGCCUUAAAUCAAGCCGGUAUUUUAUAGCACGUGAAGCACGUGGAUUGUUUGUCCAAACAAUACAACAAUUUCAUCACAAUUUCUUUCUAUAAUGGUGGCGGAUAUAUUCAGUGAAUAUUAUUUAUGCAAUUUCAACGAUGCGGUGGCAGUUGAAGAUCUGCCAGCGGAUGAGGCACUGCGUCAAUUGUGGACCCGCCAAAAACUGUGGACAGUAGAUGAUCUCCGGGGGAUCCUUCAACGCUGGCAGGAGCAAGGCAAGCGAGGCUUGAAAGAUGAUCCCACCUCACAGCUCAAGGAUUUCCUGCUCCUGAUCUUCGCUUUUGUUCAGAACAAUUUCACUGGACCCUUUGACAAACUGGAGGAGUACCAACAAAUCCAUAGUGAAUUGGAACUGGAGAAACUCGACGCACUGGAGAAACUGAAGGCCAGUGGCGAGGAACUGAAUCCGAAUGUAAAAUCUGUAGAGCUAUUACUUAUUGCCAAGGAAAUUCUUCAGGGACUUUUAGAAAGCCAUCCAGAAUCAAAGGUUCUGAUUUGGUGGCGAUUGCGUGUGCUCUGUCUGCAUCAGCAUGUCCUGGAUGACUUGGCGGCCUCCCUAUACGAGCAGUUUAAGUCAGCAGCUGGACAUCUGCAGGCUCACUUCAACCAGUUUGAGAGCAGGGAACUGCAGUCACUGCUGCUACUGGAGUUGGCUAAUGGCUACCUGCAGUUUCAUCGCUCUGAAAUAGCCUCCCAAAUACUGGAUGAACUAUGCAAGCAUCUCCAGGUGGAGCUGAAAGUUGAGGGCUUACUAGGGGUACGCACCAAGUUCCAGCAGAAGGCUCUGCCUCAGCUCUGCCUUAAGGUUGAGCAACUAAACGAGCAGCAGCCUCUGCCUGCAGCCAUCCAUACAAAUGAGGCGACCAAGUUGCCCAAGCUGCUCCUGCUGGAGGAUGACACGCGACUGGAGCGGAUACGCUUUGUGGAGCUGAAGGACAACGAAGUUAUGACGCUUCCCAGUGUGCUCCAAGCUCUGGUGCUGGCCAAGGUAAAACAAUUGAAACGCUCGACGCCCAAGGAUCGCCUUGCGGAUGAGCAAUUGGAGCCGUAUACACAAACGCUGCUCUACCAGGAACACGGACCAUUCCAAGUCCGUCAGUCAUCCCUUCUGCUAAACUGCCUUCAGGAAUCGAACCAAAGAAGGACAGUCGAGCGCAGCUGGAAACAAUGCGAGGAGUGUGUCAAGCUGCUUGACACAUCCGAGGAGGAGUUGUCGCUUCGAUCCCGACUCUCCUAUGGUUUCGCUGCCCACUUGAGUCCCAAGUGGCAAGUACAGCUGCAGCUUGUGGACUUGCUGCGAUCCUUGGGCAUGACCAAGACAGCUCUGGACAUCUGUCUUCGCAUACACGCCUGGCAGCAGGUGAUCGAGUGCUACACGAGUCUGGAACUCCGUCACAAGGCAGCAGAGAUCAUCAGGCAGGAGCUGGAGAAGAAGCCGACGGCAUUGCUGUACUGCCUUCUUGGCGAUGCCAUCGAUGAUCCUUCGUUCUACGAGCAGGCUUGGUUGUAUUCCAAAAAGACAAGUGGAAAAGCUCAAGCCUAUUGGGGCAACCACUUCUACAGGAGUGCAGAUUAUGCCCAGGCAAUGGAUCACUUCGAGAUUUCGUUGGAGAUUAACAACUUGCAGGAAGCGAUUCUUUUGCGCUGUGGCUACUGCGCAAUCCAACUGGAACGCUGGGAGCCGGCUGUUAAAUAUUAUUUGGCUUACACCCACCUGGAACCCAAUGGCUUCGAGUCCUGGAACAAUCUAGCCAAGGCUUUGAUUAAAUUGGGUGACAAACAGCGGGCCCAUCGCGUUCUUGGCGAGGCCCUAAAGUGCAACUACAGUAACUGGAAGGUUUGGGAGAACUACAUGCUGGUGUCCGUGGAUACUUCGCACUGGGACGACGCCAUGCGGGCUUACCAGCGCAUGGCGGAGCUGAAGCAGCACUACCUCGAUCAGGAAGUGCUCACCCGUAUUGUUUACGGAGUUUCCAAGGAGGAUCCCGCCGGCUCAGGUGCUUUGAUCAAGAGACUCAUAAAGCUGCUGGGACAGCAGAGCAUUCAACAUGGUAACGAGCCUCUUGUUUGGGAACUGGCAGCCUUGGUGGCCCAAACACCACUGAAAAAGGCAGAGAAACUGGUAAAAUCUUAUCGCGCAUACACGCCGAAACAUUUGGGCUGGGAAACCAAGUCGGAGCACGCCUUGAAAGCACUGGAUCUUUGCUUAGAGGUCUGCGAUCUCUCAGUGGCGGCCAUCAAAGAGCACAUCCAGGAGGAAAGUGAGGUGAUGAUUACUUCUCAACUAAAUUCAGCCAGGUUGGCGGGCACAUCUUGUCUGAAUGCAUUGAAGAGGGCCAUUAAUGUGGAUGUGCCGGCAGAACAGACGGCAAAAGUGGAUCAGCUGGAAAAGCGCAUCGAGGAUCUGACAAAAAUUGUCCAGGAGCGAAUGAAUGUGUCCCGAUCUUAGUUAUAAACUCUGAAAGAUUUUGUAAUUCCCUUAAAAUAAAAAGAAAGUUUUUUUGAAAGUGUUUAUUACUGA